AUGAUCGAUUGGACAUGGAAGUUCACUCAGCCUUGGAGUCGAGGUCCUCCCAGCAGAGCUUCCAGUGCCAGUACCCAAGAUUGCAAGAGCGAGCGGGCGCGCAGGGGCCAGAUGCGGCUUCCGGCAGAGAUGCAUGCAGGAACCUGGCCGAUCUCAUUGCAUCAGGUACCCGCAAGUACCUCCGGCGCCCCCUGCUACCGCAAGCUCUACCGCAAGUGCUGGGCACUAGUGGUAUUUAGUGCCCCCAGUGGUACCUGGCCUGUGCUACUCCGUCCGGCCCAGGUUGCCAGGGACGGACAGGAAAGAGCUCUGGCCGAGCGGGGUUGUUCAGCUACUGCCCCUUGCGCCAAAAGACGCCAAGGCUGGCAGCAAGCCGGGCGCGGUGCCAUCCGCUUUCAGCCAGCCAGGAUGGAAGCCAAAACCCCGUGUGAUGCGCCACCGCUUGGCUGGCUUGGCUGGGUUCGAAAGAAGAACUUGACACCUGGGCCUUCAUUCGUCAUGCAUCCCUACGCAAAAGACGCCACCAAUGCAUCAUCAUCCUAUCAGCACCUUACGGAGAGCUGUGCGAGCCAAAGAGCAUCUUUGGCACUGAAUAUCCUGGCAUCGCAGUCGGGGGCGGAGAAGCUGCUGACCACCCAUUGCCUUGGCAGUGGCCAGACAGACAUAUUCACCGCUCCAGGGAUAUCCAGAGCACAUGCACGGAAUAACAGGCCUAAUCAGCCUCUCUCCUGGCAGAACCACAUGAAAAAGGAACGGCAUUAUCAAUCAACGACUAUAGCCGGUACUACUCCAAACUCUCUUCUUGUUCCGCAAUGGAUUGCUGGGCCCAAGACACAGCCAGCAUUCAUGCCGUCCCUUGCGCCACGCUACAUUGUGCUCUGA
Trichoderma virens Gv29-8 is the source of this 882-nucleotide messenger RNA. RefSeq lists its product as uncharacterized. NCBI's taxonomy places the organism in Eukaryota, Fungi, Ascomycota, Sordariomycetes, Hypocreales, Hypocreaceae. The transcript has 6 exons. The coding region runs from base 1 to 882 and encodes 293 amino acids. The record is from RefSeq and is a predicted model, not a curated record.